Auanema sp. JU1783 is the source of this 203-nucleotide messenger RNA. The record is from the annotation of a GenBank genome assembly. Lineage: Eukaryota; Metazoa; Nematoda; Chromadorea; Rhabditida; Rhabditidae.
AUGGCCGAUGCCUCAUAUACUUUCUUAAAGUAUGCCACUGCCCACAGGGACCAGCUGAAAUUUAUCCUGAAAACGGAAAUCACCACCCUCAGUCUCAAGUCGUUCUUGGAGUAUCACGACUACACAGACCCCGAGGAAGCCCUCAUCCAGUACCUUGGAAAGAAAGAACUCUACGCCACUACCCGAGCAAGCUUGAAAUACUU